CAGAGCAUCGAUCCACUCGAAGUACCCUUCCCCUUGUCUCGCUUCUUCUCUUCCUGGAGCUUUCUUUCCCACUUUGCUCAGUCUUUCUCUGUAAGUGGUAGGAAGUUGGAGCUCUUCCUUUAGAAAUGGGGUGCGGGAGGAAGAGAGCGAGCUCUUCCAUGAGUUUGGUGUCCAUCAUUAUUGGUGUGGUGAUCUCCCACUGCAUGAUCAUCCCAGCACUGUGCCAAACUGAAGCUGAACUUGAAGGAUUUUAUGACAGCAAGAACUACUAUGGCACACCCACUCCCCACGGUGGGUGGAAUGAAAUCAAAUGCUCUGGUAGUCCUCACCAUGGCGGCGGUCAUCCCACGCCUAACUGCGACACCCCGCCUAGUGGAGGGGGAGGAACGCCUCAUCAUGGAGGGGGAGGAUACUACACACCACCAAGCGGCGGAGAACCAGGAGGUGGGGUGCCCAUGACUCCUCCGUCACACGGCGGCGGGUACUACACACCACCAAGCGGCGGAGAACCAGGAGGUGGGGUGCCCAUGACUCCUCCGUCACACGGCGGCGGGUACUACACACCACCAAGCGGCGGAGAACCAGGAGGUGGGGUGCCCAUGACUCCUCCGUCACACGGCGGCGGGUACUACACACCACCAAGCGGCGGAGAACCAGGAGGUGGGGUGCCUAUGACUCCUCCGUCACACGGCGGCGGGUACUACACACCACCAAGCGGCGGAGAACCAGGAGGUGGGUUGCCCAUGACUCCUCCGUCACAGGGAGGCGGGUACUACAACUCGCCACCAACUGGUGGAGGACCCGGAGGGGGGCUGCCACUGACGCCUCCAUCUGAUGGCGGAUACUACAAUUCACCACCCACAAGCGGCGGCCCCGGAGGGGGGCUGCCACUGACGCCUCCAUCUGAUGGCGGAUACUACAAUUCACCACCCACAAGCGGCGGCCCCGGUUUCACACCGCCUUCAGGCGGUGGUGGUUUCUUACCGCCUUCAGGCGGUGGUGGUUUCCUACCGCCUUCAGGCGGUGGUGGUUUCCUACCGCCUUUUAGCGGCGGUGGUGGGUCUCCUUUGCUUCCUACACCAAUCACUCCCAUCUUCCCUAUCGAUCCCAACAUCGGCUCACCCUUUGGAACUUGCACCUGGUGGAUCACUCACCCUUCGGCCAUUUAUGGUCUCUUUGGUUAUGUUGGUACCGUCGGCGGUCUGUUCGGUACCCUCUGCACACAAGUGUUUGGCCAUGACAUGAGCCUGAUGCAGGCCAUGACGAACACCCGCACCGAUGGGUACGGCGACAUUUUCCGGGAAGGCACGGCCUCCCUCCUCAACUCCAUGGCUCACCAACGUUUCCCUUUCACCAUGGAAGAAGUAAGGGACCACUUCGCUACUUCCCUCGUCUCCAAUAACGCCGCCGCCGCUCAAGCCAAUAUUUUCCGGCAAGCCAACGAAGGCCGCCUCGGCUUCCGACAAUAGUUCCUCUGCCAUGCCUUGUAUUUGAAUACCUUCUUCAUGUUAUGUUUAGUCCUCUGUGUGUGUGUGUGUGUGUGUAUGUGAGUGCAUGCACACUGACUCGUGUGCAGGAGGCGUUGUUUGCGUUUUUAACUGUGUAAGUUACUCUGUUGGGUCGCCAUUAAAAUGCUGGUUCUUGUGAGUGGUA
Nymphaea colorata (pocket water lily) is the source of this 1653-nucleotide messenger RNA. RefSeq lists its product as uncharacterized. The record is from RefSeq and is a predicted model, not a curated record. NCBI's taxonomy places the organism in Eukaryota, Viridiplantae, Streptophyta, Magnoliopsida, Nymphaeales, Nymphaeaceae. The transcript is spliced from 3 exons. The coding region runs from base 126 to 1469 and encodes 447 amino acids.